Molecule: messenger RNA, 981 nt
Organism: Opisthocomus hoazin
Lineage: Eukaryota; Metazoa; Chordata; Aves; Opisthocomiformes; Opisthocomidae
Source: RefSeq, a predicted model, not a curated record
AUGCAGAUAUUGCAGAUAGCUCUCAUCAGUGGCCCUUUUCUUCGAUGCCAGGAUGUCCAUGCCUCGCGUGCCCGCUGUGCCGGUCUGCUGACGGCACCGGCAGUGCUGGGGCGGUGGUGGGACCCCCACGCCGCUGACGUGCCUCUCUGCCCGCUCACCCAGGUGCUGGCAGGGCUGCACUUCCUGCACAAGCGCUGCCGCAUCAUCCACGCGGACAUCAAACCGGAGAACAUCUUGCUGUGCGGACGUGACAAGACCCUCCAGAGGCUUCUGCCCGACACGCUCGACUGCGGCCAGAGAACAGAUCUGAGGCUAGAGGGACCAGGAGGUGAUCUUGGCAAUCAAUUGGAAGAAUCGGAUCUAAUGAGCAUAGAAGUGAAAAUCGCAGAUCUGGGCAGCGCAUGCUGGACAUACAAGCCUUUUUCCAAGGAGAUACAGACCCAGCCGUACCGCGCCCUCGAAGUGCUUCUUGGAUUAGACUACGGCACUCCUGCGGAUAUCUGGAGCAUGGGCUGCCUGGCAUUUGAAAUGGCAACUGGGGAGUGUCUAUUUGAUCCUCAACCUGGGAAAUAUUUCUCCAGAGAUGAUGAUCACGUUGCUCGUAUUAUUGAACUCCUGGGACGAAUUCCUCCCCAAAUUGCUUUGUCCUGGAACAAGUCAACAAAAUUUUUCAGCAGGCCAGAUUACCUCCUUCCAGAUGCCUUGGUGGACACGCAGAGCUCCAAAAUCCCCUCUGCACAGGUGGAGCUCUGGACAGCCCUGCCCGAGUGCACCCUGCUCCUUGCCGGCGAGGAGGAGGAAUGGAGCUACCUGGGCUACUCUCCUCUUACCUUCUCUCCGAAAAAACCUGCCUCUGCUCUCGUCUCCUCUCCUCCCCUGGGCCCAGCCAGGGAGGAGCCGCGUCGCUCUUGUCUUUGCCGCUGUGCAGUAAGGAAACGCUUCUGUGUCCUGAGGAAGAAGAGGCAGCUCAAAACUCUGUAG